Molecule: messenger RNA, 1674 nt
Organism: Kwoniella shivajii
Lineage: Eukaryota; Fungi; Basidiomycota; Tremellomycetes; Tremellales; Cryptococcaceae
Exons: 5
Coding region: 1-1674 (557 amino acids)
Biological process (GO): transmembrane transport; carbohydrate transport
Cellular component (GO): membrane
Molecular function (GO): carbohydrate:proton symporter activity
Source: RefSeq, a predicted model, not a curated record
AUGGAACACGCCGUUCACGAACCCAACGCCAGCAACGAUGAGCUGGAGCAAAUCAUGAAAGACCGUGACACACGGUGGUAUCGGGGACAUCUAGGUAAACUUAACUUGAUAUGUGCUCUCUGCAUCAUCACCUCGAUGAACAAUGGUUACGACGGUUCGAUGAUGAACGGUCUCCAAUCGCUUGAUACCUGGAAAGGGUACUUUGGAACCCCAACUGGUUCUACACUAGGUAUUUUUAACGCGAUUCAGUCCAUCGGCGGUAUCGCCGGCCUGCCUUUCGCUCCGUACCUUAAUGACCGAUUUGGUCGUCGAUGGACCAUUUUUCUCGGCGCAUGCAUCCAGAUGAUAGGUGUCGCCCUCCAGACAGCUGCACAGUCCGUUGGCAUGUUCAUUGGAUGUCGAUUCCUCAUCGGCUUUGGACUCGCUUUUUCUUGUCUUUCUGCCCCCACUUUGCUCACAGAGUUGGCUUUUCCGACCCACCGUGGACCAAUCACUUCUCUUUACAACUCUACGUGGUAUUUAGGCUCUAUUGUAGCUGCCUGGACGACGUAUGGCACGUUCCGUAUCAACAACACUUGGGGCUGGCGUAUCCCAUCGCUUUUACAAGGCCUCCCUUCGGCGAUUCAGAUCGCUUUAAUUUUUUUUAUCCCCGAAUCUCCAAGGUGGCUCGUCGAUCAUGGCAGAGACGAACAGGCUAUCAAGGUCCUCACAAAGUAUCACUGCGGCGGCAACUCGGACGACCCCUUGGUUGCUUUUGAAUACAACGAGAUCCGAGAGGCUCUCCGUUUGGAAAAAGCGGCCAAUAAAUCAUCAACAUAUCUUUCCCUCUUCCGUACCCCAGGAAACCGUAGACGAAUGAGAGUUAUCAUUGCUAUCGCCUUCUUCUCCCAAUGGUCAGGAAAUGGUAUCGUAUCAUACUAUCUAAACCUGGCUUUGAAUGGUAUCGGAAUUCGAUCGGCCGGCCAGCAAACCCUCAUCAAUGGUAUCCUUCAAGUUUGGAAUUUGGGUACUGCCUACCUCGGUGCAUUGGUGGUAGACAAAGCCGGAAGACGGCCUCUUUGGCUCAUAUCCGUUGGUGGUAUGAUCGCAAGUUACACUCUCUGGACCAUCUGUAACGGAAUCUACGCCAAGUCUGCUACCAACCUUGAUGCCGACGGAAACCCUAUCAACGCUAAUCUUGCUGCCGGUCAUGGUGUUCUUGCCGCAAUCUUCCUGUACUACGCUUCCUACAAUUUGGCUAUGUCUCCGCUUCUCGUGUCCUACACUGUUGAGAUCCUUCCUUUCAGGAUCCGUUCCAAAGGUCUCAUGGUGAUGCAAAUGAGUGUGAACGCCUCACUUGUCUUCAACCAAUACGUGAACCCUAUUGCUCUAGAUGCUCUUGGUUGGAAACUUUAUAUCGUAUACACCUGCUGGCUUGCUUUCGAAUUCGUCUACCUGUGGUUCACUGUUAUCGAAACAAAGGGCAAGAACGGUCCUCUACCCCUUGAGGAGAUCGCCGCCUUGUUCGAUGGCAAUGAGGCUAAAGAGGAUGUCAAGGCUGCCACUCGAGGCACUGCUGCAGGCCCUCCAAUCAAUGAGAACCUCGGUGGGGACUACGAUGAAAAGGCAAUCCACUCAAAAGAUACUCCUGUUCACGUAGAAGACCAGACUCCUUCUUUGGGGCACAAGUACUGA